Hemibagrus wyckioides is the source of this 1172-nucleotide messenger RNA. RefSeq names its product GABA(A) receptor-associated protein b (gene gabarapb). The transcript has 4 exons. The record is from RefSeq and is a predicted model, not a curated record. NCBI's taxonomy places the organism in Eukaryota, Metazoa, Chordata, Actinopteri, Siluriformes, Bagridae. The coding region runs from base 136 to 489 and encodes 117 amino acids. Gene Ontology annotation, cellular component: autophagosome; autophagosome membrane; cytosol. Gene Ontology annotation, molecular function: ubiquitin protein ligase binding; GABA receptor binding. Gene Ontology annotation, biological process: autophagy of mitochondrion; cellular response to nitrogen starvation; macroautophagy.
UUGUUAUUGUAUUCAUCCGCGGAAAAACCACCGUCACAAAACAGCGCUGCUAGUUGAACUGUCCAAUUUUGCCUUUAGAGAUCAUCGUUUAUAAGCGACAUUUAAUUACAUUGCAGCCUGUGACACUGAGCUGCGAUGAAGUUCCAGUAUAAAGAGGAGCAUCCCUUUGAGAAAAGGCGAUCAGAGGGAGAGAAAAUCAGGAAGAAAUACCCGGACAGGGUUCCUGUAAUUGUUGAAAAAGCUCCCAAAGCCAGAAUAGGAGAUCUGGAUAAGAAGAAAUAUCUGGUCCCCUCAGAUCUCACAGUUGGCCAGUUCUAUUUUCUCAUCCGAAAACGAAUCCACCUAAGGGCUGAAGACGCUCUAUUCUUCUUCGUAAACAAUGUCAUUCCUCCUACCUCUGCAACCAUGGGCCUGUUAUACCAGGAGCAUCAUGAAGAGGAUUUUUUCCUCUACAUCGCGUACAGUGAUGAAAGUGUGUACGGAGAAUAGAACCAAAGGGAAAAUAGCUUCCCCACCUCCUUUCCCUUCCUUUUACAAGAGUAUAUAAACCCAUAUCGGCAGCCUAGAGUUCAGAGCUUCUGACAUCAAAUGCACUUUUACUCUUUUCUUUAUUCCCAUUUCAUGUUAUUUCCUUCAGUCUGGAAUUUUUGGUAUUUAGUCAUUUACUACAUGAAGGUCAUUUUUCUUUAUUACAGGGUUUCCCCCCCUUCUAAUAUUUGUUUUAUAAGUGGCCCCAAGCUGAUCCUCAUUAUGAUCCUCACCACUUGGCAGCAGUAGACUAUCAGAUGAAGCUUAAUUGGUAAAAAUGAGUUUGUCUAGAUUUUGCAGUUAAUCUUUUGUUUCACUAAACCUAGUGAAUUGCUCUCCCAGUGCUUAGAAUAUAGAUUUUGGGGCAUUGCACACUUAAGUGCUGCUGAUAAGUGGUUUGUAAAAAAGAAAUAACAAAAAACAUCUCUUUCUUCAGUUCUGUUUCAAAAUAUUCCUUCAAUAUAAUAUGAAUAUUUAAUGAGAGUUAUUGUACCUGGAUCAUUCUAGGUAAUUUGAUUUGAGAUUGUAUAUCUUAGUUGGUUUAUUUAGCUGUUUUAUUCUUUUUUUUUUUGAACUCGGUAUUCAGCUGCAUUUCUGAUACCCUUAACUUGAGGUGACACUAUAAACUAAACAUAGAUAAACCA